AUGGGGAGGGAAAGGAAGGAGAGGGAUGAAAUUAGGAAGGAAGAAGAACGUGUGAAGCUAGAGGAGGAAACGAAAAAGAGGGAAGAGGAGCUACAUCGGCAGCACAAGGCAGAGAUCGAUAGACAAGGAGAGAUACGUGAUGCCCGACUCAUGGCUGUUAUGACCUCUUAAUUGAAGACCCUCCAUGACAAAUUGACGGGCAGAUGGAGGGGGUACGGACGAAGAUACAUGUAAGAGAUCUGCAGAAAGAGGACAUUGGGAAGCUGCGAAGUGAGGUGGUCGAACUCGAGAAGGAACUGGCGACUGAAGACAGUCCUGAUAAGGAGCGGGAAGAGCUACGGUGGAAGUUGGCGCAACUGCGUAAACUCAAAGAAGAUCGGGACGUCGCUCAUAUGAAGAGGAAGAUUAUGGAAGAAGAACUGAAUUGGGAACUGGACCAGGCCCGACGUGAGACUGAUCCCGGCGACGAUGAAUUUGCACCGUCAGCUUCUGUACGACCUCUGAGGAGGAAGAGGAUGGAGACUCCGUCUACACCAUCACGACCACCAGGACCGAUUACGGUGAAGAUUCCCUACGAUGAUAGAGUUGGUAGAAGGAAGAUUGAGGAUGUUGUAAGGAGGAAGAUUGGAGAAUUGGGCAUGAGCGAUCUGAUUACCAACAUCGUACGAAGACAUGUUCAGGCCGUUUGGAUGAAGAAACAAACGGUUGCUGAUCUGCUUCACAACCAUCGAGACUGCGCGCGCUCGAAUGGUAGCAUCUGCACGUGUGCAGAUAGCCCCUUCCUGUUAGUGGAAGGACAUGUACGUUGUUGUCUUUCGGAUAUCGGCGCUCCCGAUUUCAUUCUUAAUUCGAGGAACAUACCCCUACAAAGGACGAAGCAGGUGAAGCGCGGGAUUAUGGCUGCAAUCCUGGAUGGGCUGGGUGAGCUCUUCAGUGCUACAGGACGACCACUCACCCUCCAGAUCACGGAUUUGGAUUUGUGUGUAAAAGAGAAGGAGAGAACACAGGACGAUUGGCUUCAGAAGACACUGGAGUGGAGGCGACGGUUAAAAGGACUGGUGUGCAUGCCCAUGGAUCGUAACGUAGGCGCCACCUACAUCGUCUGUCCGACUAUUUAUGCAAGGGCACUACGAGACCUGUUCUGGCACGGACAGAGUUUCAUAAUGUGCAGUACACCUGAAGAGGCAAUUCUCGCACGGAGUAAGCACGAUUACGAAAAGAAGGGUUUGAAGAAACUGGGUCAGUGGAGGAAGAAAGGAAGACUCGACGAUACUUCGCACCCUUCGCGAUGGCGACCGAUCGCACCCGUGUGGAACGCUCCUACGAAGGAAGGAGCCAAGAAGGUGGCCAAGUCGAUGCGCUGCAUGCUUCGAUGUUUGGUGAGUAGAAUCCACUUCAAUAUCACAUCCUCCGAAGAGGCGAUCAAGAGACUGUCUACAUGGGCAGGACGUCUAGACUCCAGAUAUGGUGUGAUUGAUGGUAGCUUCGACAUAAAAAAUAUGUUUUCGGAGCUGUCGCAUGAGGUGAUUCGUGAAUCUGUGGAUUGGCUGAUUAUGAUGAUGGAAUCGAAGGGAUAUGACCAGCGCACUGAUGAGGGAGAUGGUACCCUGUUGUUUCUAGGAUGAGAAGAUGGCGCUCCUGUGACAGUCAAAGGUGUAAUAAUGACUCCUGACCCUCCUGUUCGUGGCAGCUGGUUUGCUUUUGAUUUGCCAGCUUCAAGCAACCACGUCAGCACACCACGUCAGCAGGACACGUCAGCAGGACACGUCAGCAGUGCCACGUCAGCAGCAAGGGAUACCACGUCAGCAGGUCCGGUCUGGUCUAUGCUGUUGCGUUCACAAACAUCAGUCAUGGACCAGAGGGCCGGGGAAACAGACGAGGCCUAUCAGGCUCGCAUGUUAGCCUGGAGUACGGAGACUAAGAAACGAGCAGAUGACGCUGCGGCCGCAGCGAAGAAGAAAGCAGAAGAUGCCGAGCAGGCACGUCUGCUGGCGGUUGAACAACAGCGCCAGCAUGACGAGGCAGCAACAAGGGCUGCCGAUGAAGAAAGAGCACAAUGUCGUGAGAAGAUAUUUACCAGAGAGCGGGCGUUACUUACCAUGGCAACAGAAUGGCGAACCGAGGCCGAGAAUUGCCAGUUGGAGGAUAGCGCAAACAAGAUAGCGCUCCUCCUCUCGCAUCUCACGGAUCUCCUGGCAACCUGCAUUACACAGCAGGCAGAGAUCCUUGGUCUCGACAAAUCGCUAGCUCACCUCCAUGACCGUUUUCAGCGGUUGGAGCAGCGACCAGUCGCCGCAGCCGACGCAGGCUCGUCCAAUAUUGCCGACCGCCUCAAUGCAUUGGAGAUGCACGUUGGCUCACUCCAGGAUGGCGCACAGUUACAGCUCACCGCGACGCAACAGUUGCAGCAGCGGGUCUGUACCACCGCCACUACCUCGAGUACGGAGCCGCGCGAGACAACUCCAAAGUUUGACGGGCAGGAGAUCUUCUGCGACUCCAUGAAGACAGAUCUGAUUCCAUGGUUUCGCAAGUUCGAGCUCACGCUGCAUCUCCACAACGUCAAGGAACACAAGCACCACGCAUACUUGUACUCUCGCUCAGGGGGCGCGUGCCAGGCUUGGUUGGACAACCUGUUGUCCAAGUACGGAGUGGUAGCCAACGACUUGCACACCAAGAUCAGUUGGGAUGAUCUGAAGGCGGCGUGGCACAAGCGGUUCCAGGUGGAGCCGCCGGAGAUCAAAGCCAUGGACAAGCUCAUGGUCUUCGAGCAAGGCACGCUGCCGAGUACGGACUGGAUUGCCGAGUACCAACACUUGACGUCAGUCCCAGACAUCCAGAUGGGCUUCAAGGCCAUCCACCACUACUUCAUCUCAAGGUCAUGUCCGGCAUUAAGCAAUGCCCUGACGCAUGUCGAGGACACCUUGACGACGACGGCGGAAUUGUUCGACAAGGCCGCGCAGAUCAUUAUCACGAACAAGGAGGCCAAGAACCUCCGUUCAUCUGCGUCAGGCCCGAGCAGGGACCAGCAUCGGCCAAGAGUGGCCRUGGUCGCAGCGGCAACGCUGUUAGACCAAACCAGCGAGGAGGUUGUGUCUGCCAGUGAAGGGGACAGAUUCGCAGCCGCCCGGGAAGGUGGCCGCCCCGGCAGAGGCCGAGGACGCGGCAAGACAAAGACACACACCUACUUCAGCAAGAAAGUGCCCCUCGUGCAUUCCAUUGACGAUGCACGCAAGAAGGAGCUCCUCGCCUUCGUCCACUCGCUCAAGCGGUGGCGGCACUUCCUCCUUGGUCGAAGCCAAUUUCGAUGGGUAACGAACAACAAUCCGUUGGUCUUCUGCAAGACCCAAGACACCGUCAACAGCACCAUCGCUCGAUGGAUGGCUUUCAUCGACCAGUUCGACUUCUUUCCCGAUCACAUUCCCGGGAAGUCGAACCGUUUUGCGGAUGCUCUCUCACGGCGUCCGGAUCAUUGUACCGCAGUCUACUCGRCCUUCGAGAUUGACGACGAYCUKCGGAACAGCUUCAUCCGCGGCUACCAAGCCGACCCCGAGUUUCGCGACAAGUACGCGAAUUGCUCCUCUCCUAAUCCAGCUCCUUCUCACUACCGGAUCCAAGAGGGGUACUUGCUUGUCCACACGCGGGGGAAGGACCUUCUUUGCGUACCAAGUGACCCUCACUUGCGUACCCGGCUUCUUGGCGAGUUUCACGAUGCUCCCGCUGCCGGACAUUUUGGAGUCAAUCGCACGAUUGGCCGACUUCGCCAGCGAUUUUGGUGGCCCGACCUUCUCGACGACGUCACGCGCUAUUGCGAGUCAUGCGAGGUUUGCCGACGCUGCAAACCCCGCAACCAUCGCCCGUACGGCGAGUUACGACCAUUGCCAGUCCCGUUGAGGCGAAGGGAAGCGAUUGCCAUGGACAUCACCAGCCCGUUCCCCAAGCACAAGACCGGAGUGGAUGGGAUUCUCACGGUGGUCGACCGACUCACCAAGUUCGCCAUGUUUUUGCCUUGUCGCUAUCAUGCCAAGGCACCGGAGUUGGUCGAGGUUCUUUACGCCGGUUGGAUUCGCACCAAGGGUUACCCCAAGGAGAUCGUCUGCGACCGCGACACUCGGUUCAUGUCCGAUUUUUGGUUGGCGCUCAUCUGGUUGGCGCUCAUCGAGCGAUGGGGCUCAUCUCUCAAGCCCGGUUCAGCUUGCCACCCUCAGACCGAUGGCCAGACGGAGAGGGCGCAUCAGACCGCACAUGUUCUCCUUCGCACUCUCAUCCGCCCCGACCAGAAAGACAAGGUUGAGCGACUGCCGAACGUCGAGUUGGCCUACAACUCUUCCAUCCACCCGGCUAUUGGGAUAUCACCCUUCGAGUUCGAGCAUGGCUCGCUGGUCACAUCACGGUUGGACACUAUUACUCCACGCACGACCGAGAGCAACGACCAUCUUCUUUUCUUGUGUCGGAUGCAAGAGCUUCUUGUCAAGGCACGCGACCAGAUGGCUAAGACGCAACAGCGCAUGAGCCAGCAGGCCAAUCGCCAGCGUCUUCCUUGUCCAUUCCGCGCCGGGGACCUCGUCUGGGAUUCCGCCGCGGAAUUCAGCCUUGAACAAGACGUCUCUCGCAAGCUCCUUCCGAAAUGGAUGGGGCCUUGGCCGAUCAUAGAGCCCGCUGGGGACGCACCCGAAGGACCCUCCGUCACGAUUCAGUUCCUCGGUUAUUACGUACAUGGCAUAUCUGUGCAUGUAACACAAGGCAAGGCGAGGCAAGGCAAGGCAAGGCAAGGCAAGGCAAAGCAGGGCAAACAGAAGGGGAGCAAGGCAGCGAUGGAACAAGGCAAAGCAAUGCCAAGGCAAGUGGGCGGCCAGAUGGGAUGGCGAUCAGGACACUAGCACAGCAAAACAACCAGCAACACAAGGACCCCAGGCAAGGGGGCCAGUGGGUGGGCGGGCGGGCCGGAAACCAACACACAAGACACCGAACAACACAGGAACCCAGAGACGCAACAAGGAACAAAGUGGGCUACAACCC
Molecule: messenger RNA, 5016 nt
Organism: Chara braunii
Lineage: Eukaryota; Viridiplantae; Streptophyta; Charophyceae; Charales; Characeae
Source: the annotation of a GenBank genome assembly